UGAUGGUUGGAAAAUCUUCUUUUGCUUAGUGCGUCUCCGAAUUUUUCCUCUUAUACUUUUGUCACGUGAGAUGGCUGAUGAUGUUUGAUGAUCUUAGGAUAAGUUGGUGAAUUGCUAAUGGAAGAACACUUGGUUUUGUGUGUUGAUCGUCUCAUCACACCUGAAUCUUUGCACUCGCUGCCAAGGUCCGAGGAUGCAGAAUCCUCUGUUGGCAGAUCUUGCUCUCAGGUAGUUGGUACGUCCUCAGUUAUUGAUGCUAAUGACAACGAACAUCUAGGAGUUGGAGGUGAAGAAGAGCCAUUACUUCAGAAUGUGGAAUGCCGGAUUUGCCAGGAAGAAGAUAGUGUGAAAAAUUUGGAGGUUCCUUGUCGUUGCAGUGGCAGCUUGAAGUACGCUCAUAGAAAAUGUGUCCAGCGAUGGUGCGAUGAAAAGGGAGAUAUAACUUGUGAGAUUUGCCAUCAGCCUUAUCAACCUGGCUAUACUGCUCC
Nicotiana tabacum (common tobacco) is the source of this 488-nucleotide messenger RNA. Lineage: Eukaryota; Viridiplantae; Streptophyta; Magnoliopsida; Solanales; Solanaceae. The record is from RefSeq and is a predicted model, not a curated record.